This is a messenger RNA of Effrenium voratum, 1286 nucleotides long. Lineage: Eukaryota; Dinophyceae; Suessiales; Symbiodiniaceae. The record is from the annotation of a GenBank genome assembly.
GGAAGCUUGACAGGUUUGAGGCGGGCUUCGGGAUGCCGCAUGCGCAGUGUUUUGAGUCGAAGUGUACGUGUUUGCGUUUGGCUCCGCAGCACGGGGUGCUCAAAGCUUUUUCUGAGUCUGUGGGUCUGAGGGAUGGCUUUGACGAAUUCACAGGCAGCGAACCUGGCGGCUCACGAGCUUCAGUACGACAUUGUCGCAUACAUGGUCCGUGCUCAGCAAGCAGCUCGGGAUAGCUGUGCAACACCCUUUGAGGAAGCCUCCUGCCUGUGCACUCCGGGCAGUUUGGAGACUUCGACGCGCUUGGAGGCAUCGACAGGCAUAGAGACGUCCACAUGCUUUGAUACUCGAGCACACGAAGAAGGAUCCAGUGACGCUGGUGCCAGCUGCCAGUCGGCCAGGAGGAAGCUAAGCUUUUCUGAUUCGGACGCUUCGGAUAGCCCGGCGCAGUGCCCAGGGCGCGCAGGUGCCGACACAUCGGACACAUUUGGUGCCGGCCAUGGCAAGUGCUCAACUGCGUCGCCUCGCAGCUCCGAGUGGGCGGAGCUUGAAGCAAAGGAGCCACGGUCGGAGGUGCAAAGCUGGCGAGACGGGCUGCAGUCCAGGGCCGGCGAGGGCUCGGUGAAGCUCCUGGUGGCCCAUUUCAGCUCGGCGAUGGUUGGCCAGGAGCUGGCCGGGAAGGAGAAAGAGACGGGCCACGAGUCCACUGGUCGCAGCGAGUCAGCUGAUAGGUUUGAGGAUGCAGAUUGCGACCAAGCGGUGUCAGGGUGUAGCCUUUUGCAGGAGGAUUCAGUGUGCAGCAUCAGUCGCAGCUACAGUGUCGCCACAUCCAGGUCCAGCUUCCAGCGGACACCACCUGUCGCCAGUGAGGACUUGGCGCUCAGAGAGGCAGCUGCUGGGCGAGCUCAUCUCCAACUCUUGAGGGACAGGAACGCACGGAGCUGGCGAAAGGCUUCGGCUGGCGUUGGCAUGGUGCAAACGCCGAGGCUGCAGGCCUCAAUUUCUGGAAAGGCACCACUUUUCCAUGCCCGAUGGUCGCCGGCUCUCACCGCCACCACGGCCCCAAUGCUGUCCACCCCGCAACGUGCAAAGCAGCGUGCCGCCAAGCAGAUGGAGACACUGGGAGGUACCACGGCCACCUCAGCAUGGGAUGAUCGCACUUCCUGUUCCGGGAUCUUUGACGGCCAGCCGCUUCGUGCAAUCCGACGGCUCCUUGACUGACGGGCGGCAGGCAUGUGAAUUUGUAAUGCAGAAUCAUUGGUUGACCUUGCCGCACCCUGCCAUGUGCU